This is a messenger RNA of Pseudonaja textilis, 1879 nucleotides long. RefSeq names its product cholinergic receptor nicotinic alpha 1 subunit (gene CHRNA1). Gene Ontology annotation, biological process: lipid metabolic process; monoatomic ion transmembrane transport; intracellular signal transduction. Gene Ontology annotation, cellular component: postsynaptic membrane. The record is from RefSeq and is a predicted model, not a curated record. Gene Ontology annotation, molecular function: phosphatidylinositol-4,5-bisphosphate phospholipase C activity; transmembrane signaling receptor activity; acetylcholine-gated monoatomic cation-selective channel activity. Lineage: Eukaryota; Metazoa; Chordata; Lepidosauria; Squamata; Elapidae.
GCUGGCUUUCAGCUGCCUGUCCGCAUAAGCAGGUGUUGUGAAACAAUAGCUCUGUGGUCCUAUCUCCAAGCACCCUUGUUUAAAAAAAAAAAAGGCAAAGUUUUAUUUCAACUGGGAUCUUGAGCACGUUGGAUGCCCAAGUGUUUAUAUCAAAGAGGAAAAGUGAUGAACAGCUACUGUUUAUUCAUCUAUCUACUCUUUGGAGCAGCUAUUCUAGUCCAUGGUUCCAGUGAUGAAAGCCGCCUGGUUAAAGAUUUAUUCGAGAACUACAACCCAGUUGUGCGUCCAUUAAGCGAUCACAAUCAGAUUGUGGAAGUCACUGUGGGACUGCAACUUAUCCAGCUGAUCAAUGUGGAUGAAGUAAAUCAAAUAGUAAGCACCAAUGUGCGUCUGAAACAGCAAUGGAUAGAUGCAAAUUUGAAAUGGAAUCCAUCAGACUAUGGUGGUGUGAAGCAAAUCCGCAUCCCCUCGGAGAUAAUCUGGCGUCCAGAUUUAGUUUUGUAUAACAAUGCAGAUGGAAUUUUUGCUAUUGACCAGUUCACCAAAGCUCUUCUGAACUAUACAGGACAUAUCACAUGGACUCCACCAGCCAUCUUCAAAAGCUACUGUGAAAUUAUAGUCACCCACUUCCCCUUUGAUGAGCAAAACUGCAGUAUGAAGCUGGGAACUUGGACUUACGAUGGUACCUUGGUUGCCAUCUACCCGGAAGGUCCCCGUCCAGAUCUGAAUAACUACAUGCCCAGUGGAGAAUGGACCAUAAAAGAUUACCGAGGUUAUUGGCACUCGGUGAACUAUUCUUGUUGCCCUGAUACGCCGUAUCUUGAUAUCACCUAUCACUUUAUAUUGCUGCGUUUGCCUCUUUAUUUCAUUGUCAACGUCAUCAUUCCUUGCCUUCUCUUCUCAUUCUUGACUGGAUUAGUAUUUUAUCUCCCUACAGACUCAGGGGAGAAGAUGACUCUGAGCAUCUCUGUCCUGCUUUCUUUGACUGUGUUUCUUCUUGUCAUUGUGGAGCUGAUUCCUUCAACUUCCAGUUCUGUUCCCUUGAUUGGCAAAUACAUGUUGUUCACCAUGGUGUUUGUCAUAACUUCUAUCAUCAUCACCGUCAUAGUGAUCAAUAUCCACCAUCGCUCACCCAGCACCCAUACUAUGCCACAGUGGGUGAGGAAGAUAUUUAUUGAAACAAUUCCAAAUGUUAUGUUUUUCUCAACAAUGAAGCGUCCAUCCAAAAAUAAGCAGGAGAACAGGAUUUUCACUGAUGACAUAGAUAUCUCUGAAAUCUCAGGGAAACAAGGACCAGCGACUAUGAAUUUCCAGACAUCACUUACUAAAAAUCCAGAUGUUAAAAGUGCAAUUGAAGGCAUCAAAUACAUUGCCGAGUCAAUGAAAUCAGAUCAAGAAUCCAAUGAUGCUGCAGAAGAAUGGAAGUUUGUUGCAAUGGUGAUUGAUCAUCUUCUCCUUGGCAUCUUCAUGUUAGUUUGCAUCAUUGGAACCGUUGCAGUUUUCGCUGGCCGUCUCCUGGAAUUAAGCCAGCAAGAUUGAAAUAAGGGCCUUCGGUGAGAGAACAUGGUUUGUCCUUAAGUAAGCAAGGAAACUUUCUUAGCCCACUUCUGUCCUGUAGUUCCCAAUAUCUCUGUUUAGGAGAAUCUCUCAAUUGUUUCAAAUGUUUUCAUAUAUAGUUCAGGGGCUGUAGCAGCAAAAUAGGGUGCAAAUGUCCUUCAGUGAACAUCCUAAUAUCAACAAAGGGUAAGAUCCAAAACCAUGUCUUAAUUCAUGCAUUUUAAGGAACAUCCAUUUGCCCUCCUUCUGAUAUUUCAAAAUACCAAUCAGUGUGAAUAAAUAUGUAAGGAUAAUAUAGACAUAUUUUAAGCUGUAAGUUGGU